Diabrotica balteata is the source of this 594-nucleotide messenger RNA. The record is from the annotation of a GenBank genome assembly. NCBI's taxonomy places the organism in Eukaryota, Metazoa, Arthropoda, Insecta, Coleoptera, Chrysomelidae.
AUGUUUCUCAAAGGCAAGUAUUGCAUUUGUUUCUUAAUUGCUGUACAGAUCCUUGCAAUCGCUACCUUCGUAGCCGCGGCUAAUGCAGGUUUGUUAGACUAUGGACACGCCCCUGUAGCGCACUCCUACUCAGCACCUGUAGCUCACGCAUAUUCAGCACCUGUAGCCCAUGCGUAUUCAGCACCAGUAGCUCAUGCUUAUGCCGCACCUGUAGCUCACCACGCAUAUGCCGCUCCAGCUUUGGUUAAAUCUGCUCACCAUGACGUAGACUACUAUGCCCAUCCAAAAUACGAAUUCAACUAUGGAGUUCAAGACGGCCACACUGGAGACCACAAAACCCAACACGAAGUCCGUGAUGGUGACGUAGUGAAAGGUUCCUACACCGUAGCUGAACCAGACGGUACUCUCCGUACUGUUCACUACACCGCUGACGACCACAAUGGUUUCAACGCUGUUGUAGAAAAAUCCGGACAUCCCGUUCACCCAGCUCCAGCUUAUGGACACGGAAAAGUACUCCUAGCCGCUCCUGCUGCCCACCCACGCUCCCUUGUACCAUCAUUAAGGCACUCAGUAUGUUCGUUGAUUUUUGUCUAA